Rana temporaria (common frog) is the source of this 2012-nucleotide messenger RNA. RefSeq names its product P2Y receptor family member 8 (gene P2RY8). The coding region runs from base 284 to 1354 and encodes 356 amino acids. NCBI's taxonomy places the organism in Eukaryota, Metazoa, Chordata, Amphibia, Anura, Ranidae. The record is from RefSeq and is a predicted model, not a curated record. Gene Ontology annotation, molecular function: G protein-coupled receptor activity. The transcript has 3 exons. Gene Ontology annotation, cellular component: membrane. Gene Ontology annotation, biological process: phospholipase C-activating G protein-coupled receptor signaling pathway; positive regulation of Rho protein signal transduction.
UCCUUUGAACCCCGCCUCUUCUGCCAGUAUAGCUGAGAAACAACUUCAGUUGAAGAAACUAAUUUAAUUUCCUGUCUUCUUUAAAAUAUUUUUCUCUCACAUUUGAUGACAAGAUGACAAGGCUUCUUGAGUUCCAACUGUGCUUCAUGCUGGGUUUUAGUGAAGAAUGUCUUAUUUCCUGACAAUCCGCAAGAUCAGUACAAAAAAAGGAAUACAUGAACACUUGUAAAUUAAAGGGGCCUUUCUUCAAAUGUCAGUAAAACGAUCCUAACCUUCAGCCACUAUGAAUCUCUACAGCUUACCAAAUGAUUCCACGCCAGACAAUGAAACUUUAGCCAUUCUUGAGAAUAAACUCAUCUGGGUUGCCUUACCUGUUGUGUAUUCACUGGUGGUUUCAAUUAGUGUUCCGGGCAAUAUUAUUUCACUAUGGAUUUUAAUAUUCCACUCUAAACCAAUAACAUCUUUAAUAAUCCUCAUGAUCAACCUGAGCAUCACAGAUCUGGCUCUUGCCGUGUUUCUUCCAUUCCAAAUAAACUACUACUAUAAUGGGAACAAUUGGAUUUUUGGUAAAGAUCUUUGUAAUGUGGUGACGAUCAUGUUUUAUGUGAAUAUGUAUUGCACAAUACUGACAAUCAUGUUGAUCAGCAUAGAACGUUACUUGGGUAUCGUCCAUCCCAUGAAGUCAACUAUGUGGAGGAGGAAAAGAUAUGCUGGUGGAGCAAUUAUUAUCAUUUGGACCGCAAUACUUGCUGCAUUCUAUCCUAUGGAAUCGACUGACUUAACCUACGAAGUGACACAUCUAAACAAAACAACAUGCUUUGAUGUUCUCAAGUGGAACAUGCUACCAAACAUAUUUUCCUGGGCAGCCUUUAUUAUUGUUCUUUUUUUCAUUUUAUUCUUAAUACCCUCCAUAGUUACUAUUGCUUGUUAUGUUUGUAUUAUUCGCAAGCUUAUUCAGACAUCCAACAGACAUGGAACUGGGCAGGAGAGGAGAUCCAUCAAGCUUGCCGUAUUUGUUCUCAUAAUAUUUAUUACCUGCUUUGCUCCCAACAAUUUCAUUCUUCUUGUACAUACAAUUGUGCGCCUUUUUUUUAACAAAAGUUACUACCAUGCUUACAAACUCUCACUUACUCUCAGUUGCUUAAGCAGCUGCGUGGACCCUUUCCUUUAUUAUUUUGCUUGUAAAGACUUUCGACAGAAAGCAUUAGAUUUAUGGCAUCGGAGAUUCAGAAGAAUGGAGACCAGGCGCGGUAGCGUGUUUUCUGCGCUUACAUUUUCCAGUGGACAGAUUGAGAGCUUAGAAAAUGGAAACAAUCACAAACAUGAAUGUAAAAAUCGUGAAAGUGAUAUGUAGCUACAUUUUUGUUGGACUUCCUCAAGGAAAAAUGGGAUUUCAGUCUAUCAGCAUUCAAAGCAGAUCAGUGGGAAUUUAAACAACCAAGCUUUCGGAUUUGUUUGAUCAAUGAAAAAGCGGACAAGGAAAGAAUCACUGUAUAAAACAUGUUUAAUAAAAAAGACUCAAUUGGAGGCCUAGCCAUGCCUACAGAUUGAACCCGAUAGGGGUAGGCUGGUACAGGCUACCAAGCACUGUAUUGUUAUAAGAACAAUCUCAUGAAUCAAGGUAACUCGGUCGGUUACUAAGAAUUAAUGUGACAAUUUUAAUCUGUACGGUUAAGUAAAUACUUUCAAUAAAAAUCUAUUGUUUAAAAAAAAAAAAAAAAAAAAAGACUUGAACAAUAAAGUGUACAUUAGUUGGUGCCAAUUUAAAAAAAAUUGGAGGAAGUCAAACCAGAGAUGCUGCCCAUAUUUACCAGCCUGAAUUUUUUUUCUGAUCUGCAAAAGAAAUAUGACAGCUCAAAUUAAUUGGGUAAUAUUACAACAAAAGCACCUCUAAUUUUAUUUUCCUCCUUUUUUUUAUAUAAAUCUGCUUAAAUCUGUUUAAUAACAUAGAAAUGGUGACCAAAAGAUACUUCAUUGACUGGAGCAAAAUUAAAUGCACUAUUCUAUGUGGA